AUGGCUUCUUACCUCGCGGCAGAUCAGCCGUACCUGGCAUCGCAACCUGACGCGAUACCCCAAGAUCAACAAGACCCGUUUUCCUCGUCGACCUCGAGUCACCAUGGACGGUUUUCACACUUCGAUAACCAAUUAUUUGCUCUCGGCCCGACAGCAUCUCCUGACCAGGCGAAGCGCGCCCUGGAAGCACAUCUCGCCGAAACUGAACGACGUAUUCAAGAAGCUUCGAAAUUGGGAACCACGCUCGUGCAACAGCGCAAGGAUCUGGCAGAUCGUCUGAAAGAUGUUGAGAGGCAGCAAAGUGAAGGAGACAUUACGCCAGAAUUACGGCAGAAGCUUGUUGAGGUAGAAAAGGAGUACAACGAGGUUGGCCGAGAGUCCGCGAGGGCAUUUCUCCCGAAGUCGCGAGUCUCGAGUGCCGAAAUGGCUGGCGGAUCACCGUUCGCGGGUGACAAGCGUUCUGCAAGUCCGUCAAAAUUUGAGAGUCAAGCCAUAAAUUCGCCCUCCAAGCUGAGUGUACCGAAUCGGAAGCAACGAAAUCAGCCCUCAAAUCGAGUACAUGAUAUCGAGUUUGCGACGGAGAUCAGUACAUCGCUUUUGUCACAGGUGCGCCAUCUUCAGGCAUUGUUGUCUGAGAGGGAGGAGUCCUUAAAGACCGUGACGCUGGAAAAGUCAAGGUUGGAGAUUGAGGCGGAAGGCUUCAAUCAGCGACUUAGGAGCCUCGAUGAGAGUGAACAUAGAUAUAAGGACGAGAACUGGAAUUUAGAGACUCAGAUCCACGGGCUUCUGGCAGCAGCAAAGGAAGCAGCUGAUCGAGAAAAGAAGCUGAACCACAACCUCGGUCUCUUGCAGGCCGAAAAGAGUGCUGCACAAAAGGAGCUCGAUGAUAUCAAGCUAAGCCAUGCAAAGCUCGCAGAAUUUCAUGCGUCGGCAAUCAAACACCAUGAAGCUGAACUCGGAAGCGUCAAGCGAAGCAUGACUAUGGCCGAUAACGAACGAGGUGCCUUGCAACGAAAGGUUGAGGAUCUGACAGGCCAGAACCAGGAACUCGCUAGAGCUAUUGCCCAUCAACGAGGGAGAUUGGAUGACCGAGAACAGAAUAGAGGCCUUACAGACGAUGACAUUGACACGGCUCCCGACAAUGUCACUCCUGAGCAUUCCCCGCCACCUUCGCCUAUCAAAGGAACCCCUAGACACAGUAUGCUCGAGUCCGAGACGCUGAAGAGCUCGUUGCAUCACGCCCAUCGGAUGAUCCAGAACUUGAAGGGAAACAUUCACAGAGAGAAGACUGAAAAGCUGGAACUCAAGCGAAUGCUUCAGGAUGCUAGAGACGAGUUAGAUGCCCGCCGCGUGGAUUUUGGUUCCGGAAACGGGAAGAGAAACCGCAAGGUCGAGUCGAGGGAUUUUAAGAAGCCGAAGUUGCCAGGCCAGCUUGGAGGAUUGAGAGGUAGCAAGAGCGAAAUAUUCAUCGAUGAUCCCAGCUGGGAGGAAGAUGAUGGUCAGGAUAACCCGAGCCAAGCGGCGGCUGUGGCAGCUGCCCGAGCUGCUGCUGAUGCCGAUGGAGCUGGUCGAUCAGUAGAUAAUUAUAUCGACGUCUUCGACACUGCCAAUGAACAAGACUCGACUGACGCCUUUGAGACUGCAAAUGAGCGCGGAACAGAAACCGAAGAAUUCCAGACCGGCGCCGAAGAAAUGAGCAGUAGCGACGAGCUCACGGAAACGGAGGGACCAUCAGGGUCUGUACGAUCAAGAGCAGCACCCAUGGCUUUGACCAAGCCAGGUAAUAGAAACUCCUUUCAGAGUACGGCAUCUGCAUCCGGUGACGAGUACAGCUACGAGGAUGCCAGGACUCCAGAGGCGCAACUCCCACAAAGACUUCGAUUGAGAGUCAGCCGCGGUCUCAACCGACGAUCAAGAGCAGUGAGCGAAGACCCCCUAUUCCAACAGAGUAGCCCUGCCAGUUUUGCGAGCAACAGCCGUGAUGGAACUCCUCAAGCUGCCGGUCAGAGCUUGUUUGCUGAACUGGGUGACAUGAGUGACGAGGAAGACUCGAUCUUGGGCACUCCGAGCCGCAGCUGGGUCGCUUCUCGAUCAAUGACACCCACGUCACGACCCAGUACUGCAAGGCGUGCCCUUGAUGAUGUACCCAUUCUUUUGCCAUCGAUACCUCCCGUUCCAAGAUUGCCGAUGAUAGACGUAGGAGUGAUGACCGACCCAUGGGAGCCACGGCCAGCUACUCCUCCUAUAACCGCCACUCCGCUGAUUUAUGGUGGCUUGACAGGUGCUGCUUUGACCGAGGCAGCACAUAUGGCUACUAGAAAUGCUCCCACUGGGUUGGAUGCUGCGCCUGUAAUGAGUGAUAAUCACACUAUGACCGAGCCUGAGCCACGAAAUUCGACGAGCGACGGGCAUACUUCAACCGACCCCCAACCAGCUCGCAUUAUGAACGACAGCUAUACUUUAACUGACCCUCAACCAGUGCAUGCUGUGUGUGAUAGUCACACAUCGACCGAGCCAGAACCAGUACGCAUCAUGAACGAUCGCUCUACUGCAAUGGAUACGCCUGUCAAAGCGAACAUGUCAGAUGCUGCCAGUCAAUGGCAUGAAGAGCAAUUGAAGGAACAGUUGGAUCAUCAUCUUUUGUUUGUUGAUGAAGAUCGUACGAGACCAAUUUCAGUCUCUACUUACAGCGACAGAAGCUCGCAGUAUGAUUCAGAAGUCAUGCAAGAAAAGAUGGACAAGUUCCCAUCCCCACCAGCAUCCCGUGCUCAUACUCCUAUGGCGAGCCUGACCGGUCGCGAGGCAACGGCGAAUACUUUAACGAUGUCCAGCAUUCGCUCCGAGUAUGUUGAGCCCGAGUCUCCUAUCCUUUCCGAUACUGCAAGCGAAGUUCGCCGAAGUACACCCGAAGCUGCUCCCAACCCAGCGCCUUGGGCUUUAUCUGCCAUCCAGUUCGUUGAAACAGAACCCAUCUCGCCGCCUAGAAGUCCUCGAAGAGACGCUGUCUUUAUUCCUAGAGACUACGAUAUAGAGACUACCAAGGAGGGACCAGAAACUCCCGACAAAGGUCCUGUCCUAGGUGAUGUGUUUGGCGUGAACAAGAAUAAGGCGCCCGCAACCCCCAUCAUUGCUGAGGAUGAUACUUGUCAAUCUCCAAGUGACUCUCCUAUGAUGGAGACACCUGAGUCUCAACGUCCAUUCAAGGAGAUUUCUGGCAACCCUCACACUCGUCCUGUGAAGAAGGUCCAUGUUGAGACCAUCGAUGAGAGCUCACAGACUGCACUGACAGCAACGCAGAUCGAUGAAUUGCAGCGUCUUAAGAGCGGAGCUACUUCUCCUUCACGUGGGACUGCGAAUCCGCUUGCUCUGCGAGUCAAGUCGCAAGAAAGCAUUGGGAGUGGAGCCAGAGCUAGGUCGAAGAUACCUGAAUCCGACAUCUUCCUGGAUCCUUUCCCUGCAAAGAGACCUGGCAGCGCUGGGAGCGGACGCAAUAACUCUAUUACGAGUGUCCACCCGCCAUUGCCUACGGAUCACAAGCAGGUUAUCGCUGCUGCGGCUCGGCGUUCGGGGUCAUCAUCUGGAGGAGCUGGCAGCAUGAGUCCGCCGUCAUUACCAACCUCUGCGCCCCGAUCUGUUAAUAGUAUGGGCCCGCCGUCGCUGCCAAACUCUAUACAGCGUUCUGGCUCUUCUUCUGGGGGUGUUGGCCGCAUGGGUCCCCCACCAGUGCCAAUUUCUGGCUAUAAGAACCCCUUGUUCAGACCUAGAACACCAACUUCGCAACCACCUCAGAGUCCUACCUCUAUGAAAGCUGGUACGACACCAAGACCAAUCCACUCUUCUGCUGGCACUGCGGAAAUUCAUUCGCCUACCCGAACUGCCCGAACCGCCAAGUCUAGGGCAUCGUCAGUUUCGUCCUUUGCGUCUGAACUUGAUACCCGCUUCAACAUGAGCUCCGGCUUGCCUCAAGGCGUUGAGCCAGGUACUGACCCGCGAAUGAUCAAUGCUAUUACUCAGACCAUGAUUGGGGAAUACCUCUGGAAGUACACCAGAAAGACUGGGCGUGGUUCCAUGUCAGAGAACCGUCACAGACGUUACUUCUGGGUCCAUCCGUACACCCGAACUCUUUACUGGAGUGAUCGCGACCCAUCUGCUGCGGGUCGGGCUGAAUUGAAGGCAAAGAGUGUCCCGAUUGAAGCAGUGAGAGUUGUCACGGAUGACAAUCCUAUGCCUCCCGGAUUGCACCGCAAGAGUUUAAUCAUCAUGACUCCAGGUCGUGCUGUUAAAUUUACCGCAACUACCGGGCAACGCCAUGAAACAUGGUUCAACGCUUUGUCAUACCUGCUCCUUCGAACCGGUGAAGAAGCUGUCGGAGAUACAGUUUCUAUGGCUAAUGGUGCUUUGACCCAAGAAGAUGUCGAUGAGUUCAACCCAGGAUACAGAAGCCAGAGUACUCGUCUAGAUCCAGCUUCUCUUUCUUCAUCUAACAGCCGCACAACUCGCCAUGAGACUCCUGCGAACACCCAGAUCGCAGCGCAGCCUUAUCUGACUGCCUCGACCUCAUCCCGUGCAACAAUGGGCACAUUCUCGCGGUUGAGCAGUUACUGGAAGCCAAGUGAAGCAGCAAAGAACGCCUCGUUCUCGAGUCGGAAGAGUAGGCAAACUCUCAGCGAGAACGGUGUAAUCUACGAUGCCAGCGAAGUCCAUGACAGCGCCGAGGAUCUGAGAGAGCAAUAUGAGAGGCAAGAUCGGGAAUCUGAUAGACUGGAGAAUGUCAGAGCAUGCUGUGACGGCAGACACGACGUUGGUCACCUGCACAACCAUUCCGUCAAAGGACGCCACUCUUCAGCAACCAUCGGCGCCGCAUCCGGUUCCAGCUCCCGAACAGGCCCAACUCCACGCAACAGCACCAAGAGCCGCCACAGCUCGUUGCGCAGGACGGACUAA
Molecule: messenger RNA, 4944 nt
Organism: Drepanopeziza brunnea f. sp. 'multigermtubi' MB_m1
Lineage: Eukaryota; Fungi; Ascomycota; Leotiomycetes; Helotiales; Drepanopezizaceae
Biological process (GO): maintenance of protein location in cell cortex; microtubule cytoskeleton organization
Cellular component (GO): mitochondrion; cell cortex
Molecular function (GO): tubulin binding; phospholipid binding
Source: RefSeq, a predicted model, not a curated record